This is a messenger RNA of Miscanthus lutarioriparius, 750 nucleotides long. The record is from the annotation of a GenBank genome assembly. Lineage: Eukaryota; Viridiplantae; Streptophyta; Magnoliopsida; Poales; Poaceae.
AUGGUGAAGCUCGCGUUCGGAAGCGUCGGCGACUCCUUCAGCGCCACCUCCAUCAAGGCCUACGUGUCCGAGUUCAUCGCCACCCUCCUCUUCGUCUUCGCCGGCGUCGGUUCCGCCAUCGCCUACGGGCAACUGACCAAUGACGGCGCGCUGGACCCUGCCGGUCUGGUGGCGAUCGCGAUCGCGCACGCGCUGGCGCUCUUCGUGGGCGUCUCCAUCGCCGCGAACAUCUCCGGCGGCCACCUGAACCCGGCCGUGACGUUCGGCCUGGCCGUGGGCGGCCACAUCACCAUCCUGACCGGCCUCUUCUACUGGGCGGCCCAGCUGCUGGGCGCGUCCGUGGCGUGCCUGCUCCUCAAGUUCGUGACCCACGGCAAGGCCAUCCCGACCCACGGCGUGUCCGGGAUCAGCGAGCUGGAGGGCGUGGUGUUCGAGAUCGUCAUCACCUUCGCGCUCGUGUACACCGUGUACGCCACCGCCGUCGACCCCAAGAAGGGCUCCCUCGGCACCAUCGCGCCCAUCGCCAUCGGCUUCAUCGUCGGCGCCAACAUCCUCGCCGCGGGGCCCUUCAGCGGCGGCUCCAUGAACCCCGCCCGCUCCUUCGGCCCCGCCGUCGCCGCGGGCAACUUCGCGGGCAACUGGGUCUACUGGGUCGGCCCGCUCAUCGGCGGUGGCCUUGCUGGUCUCAUCUACGGCAACGUCUUCAUUGGCGGCUCCUACCAGCAGGUCGCCGACCAGGACUACGCCUAA